CUUCAGUCUCCUCCUUUUUCACUUCCUCUCCCCCUUCAGUGGCCUCAGCCAUGGAUGACCAGACCCCAGCCAACAACAACAACAGCCCGGUCGCCGGCUCCACCGCCAACCGCACUGCCGCCGAGCCCAUGCGUUCCCGAUGGACCCCGAAGCCCGAGCAGAUCCUCAUACUUGAAUCCAUCUUCAACAGCGGCAUGGUGAACCCCCCCAAGGAUGAGACGGUGAGGAUCCGCAAGCUCCUCGAGAAAUUUGGUGCAGUCGGCGACGCCAACGUGUUCUACUGGUUCCAGAACCGGCGGUCGAGGUCCCGCCGCCGCCAGCGCCAGCUGCAGGCCGCGCUCGCCGCCGAUCCGAGAGCUGCAGGCGGCGGCCACCACGCCGGCGGUGCAAUUAUGUGUGCACCUACAUCUAGCUCGUCCAGCACGUCGUCUUCUAAUUCCUCAAGUGGAGGCUUCUUUCCUUGCUCCUCUUCUUCCUCCUCUAGUUUCAUGCAGGAGGAUGGCGCCGAUGAUCUCUUUUCGAUCUCUCGCCAAAUGGGCUUCGCAGACAAUUAUACUCAAACUCCAUUCAUGUACUCUUCGGAUGCCUCGCAGUUACACUACCAACCUGGGACUAUCACUGUCUUCAUCAAUGGAGUCCUUUCAGAGGUUCCGAGGGGCACAAUAGACCUGAGAGCUAUGUUUGGCCAAGAUGUGAUGCUCGUUCAUUCCUCUGGAGAGGUUCUUCCUGUCAAUGAGUAUGGAAUUUUAACGCAGAGCUUGCAGAUGGGUGAAAGUUACUUCCUGGUUUCAAGGCCUACCUAGUCUGGGUUCAAAAUUGGAUGAAUAAAACCAUGGUGGUCCUCAACAAUUCAAUUAACAACAUAAGAAGGUGCAGUUUCAAUCGACAAGAAAGCAAGCUUGCAGGCUUGCGUGCUGCUAUUCCAUUUCUCUUGUUGCAAGCUGCUCUCUAAACCAUUGUCAUCACAAGUCAAUCCUGCUAUGCCUUGAGAUGAUGUAACUUUUCCACUUUUUAAACCUUGAUGUUCUGGUUCAUGAACUCAUUUAGACUGGACUGUAUCAGUAUUGUAAGCAAAUUAAUUUUUUUGUGCUCUUGAAUUUGCUUUUCUUUUUCGUUUUCUUUCUUCUUUUUUGGGAGUCAUGAUGCUCCUAAAAAUAUAAUCUCAGCGUUAGUUCCUUAGGUAUUAUAAAUGUGAGAUAAUUGGAAAAUAAUAUAGUAAGAUGAUAGUAGUUGGUGUC
Messenger RNA from Elaeis guineensis (African oil palm), 1238 nucleotides. RefSeq names its product WUSCHEL-related homeobox 11. Gene Ontology annotation, molecular function: DNA-binding transcription factor activity; DNA binding. Lineage: Eukaryota; Viridiplantae; Streptophyta; Magnoliopsida; Arecales; Arecaceae. The record is from RefSeq and is a predicted model, not a curated record. Gene Ontology annotation, biological process: adventitious root development.